Messenger RNA from Penicillium roqueforti, 432 nucleotides. RefSeq lists its product as uncharacterized. The transcript has a single exon. Bases 1 to 432 code for a protein of 143 amino acids. Lineage: Eukaryota; Fungi; Ascomycota; Eurotiomycetes; Eurotiales; Aspergillaceae. The record is from RefSeq and is a predicted model, not a curated record.
AUGCCAUUCAACGUCUAUAUCACCCGACAAGAUGGACGCUGGGAUUGGGUAUUCUAUAUUGAGCUUGACGCAAUCCCCAAGGAAGUGAUAGUGGAGAGUACUGGGUGGAUACACUCCUUCAAGAGCGACGGGAAAGACGGGAAUCAAUACACAGCUCGACUCAAUCGCACCCCCAGGGUCAACCCUGCAGGAAACAUGAUCGCAACUAUCGAGGAAGCAGACUUGCCGAAAUUCCAUGAAUUAUGCUUUGCAGCGAUUCGUCCACUGCCGCAGAAAAAGCAUAUGAACCGUCUGGUCCUUCGCUGCAUGAUGCCAGGGCGAUGGAAGCAAGAGCCAAGGGAGUGGUGGCUGUUGAUUCGGGACAGGGCUUUUGCAAAGGGGAUAUUCAAGCCUCUUGACAUUGAGAUAUCAGCCAGUCCUAACUGCCUGUGA